Molecule: messenger RNA, 1713 nt
Organism: Aspergillus niger
Lineage: Eukaryota; Fungi; Ascomycota; Eurotiomycetes; Eurotiales; Aspergillaceae
Exons: 1
Coding region: 1-1713 (570 amino acids)
Biological process (GO): ubiquitin-dependent endocytosis
Cellular component (GO): cytosol; cytoplasm; plasma membrane
Molecular function (GO): ubiquitin protein ligase binding; protein-macromolecule adaptor activity
Source: RefSeq, a predicted model, not a curated record
AUGCCUGGCCGUCUACUCUCCAGCUUCGUUCGCCCCUCCCUCUCUCACCACCACUCUCACCAUUCUCCCGUCUCCCACUCCAACUCCUCGUCCUCGUCGUCUGUGAAUGAGAUCCCACCGAAUACUGUGGUCUCCAAGAAGCCAUCCGCUCAUGGUGCGGAAAGAGCCCGUUCACCCGAGCGUCGUCUGUCUUUCGCCGUCGAACACCUCAUCCACCCCCACCGUGAUCACAGCAAGGACAAGCGACGCAGCCAUGGCCGGUCCUCCCGUUCGAAGGAGCGCGCCGGACAAGAGGAAAUUGCCCAUGCUCACGCUAAACUAGACGUCAUCGUCGAAUCCCCGCCACUUGUGUGCUACGGAUCCCCUGCGAACUCCACUGGUGCUCUCUUUUCGGGGCGUCUGAAGAUCAGCAUCUCCGAGCUGGCCGGCAUGGUUACCCUGGACACUUUCGAUAUGCGCCUCAUGAGCAGACUGACGACGAAGAAGCCUGUUUCCAGAGACUGCGCUAACUGCGCAUCGCGCACUGAGGAGCUGACCCACUGGAACUUCCUGACGGAGCCAAUCCACCUCAAGAAUGGCGACCAUGAAUUCCCCUUCAGCUACCUGUUCCCCGGUCAUCUACCCGCCUCCUGCAACGGUUCGCUUGGUCAGGUCGAGUAUUUCCUUUCUGCGCGUGCCCACAACAUCAACGGUGAGGAAUACACCUACGAGAUGCCCGUGCAUAUCAAGCGUGCCAUCCUUCCCGGAAACGACAAGUCCUCCAUCCGCAUCUUCCCUCCCACCAACCUCACCGGCCGCAUCGUUCUUCCCUCUGUGGUGCACCCGAUUGGGACCUUCCCUGUUCAGAUGACUCUGAGCGGAAUUGUGGAUAAAAAGGAAGACACACAGACUCGUUGGCGCCUGCGCAAGAUGAUGUGGCGGAUCGAAGAACACCAAAAGAUCGUGUCCACCGCUUGCACCAAGCAUGCACACAAGAUUGGGGGCGAGGGCAAGGGAGUUCUGCACCAAGAGACGCGCAUCAUCGGCCACAACGAAGAGAAAGAAGGCUGGAAGACUGACUUUGAUACCGCUGGCGGCGAAAUCAGCAUGCAGUUCGAGGCGAACAUCAACCCUUCUUGCAACCCUGUUUGCGAUCUCGAAACCCCCGGUGGCUUGGAAGCGAGGCACAACCUUGUCAUUGAAUUGAUCGUGGCUGAGGAAUUUUGCCCGAACCGGAACCCCAAGCUCAUCACUCCUACUGGAGCAGCGCGCGUGUUGCGCAUGCAGUUCCACCUUCAUGUUACGGAGCGCAGCGGUCUUGGAAUUAGCUGGGAUGAAGAGAUGCCUCCAGUGUACGAAGAUGUGCCUGCCAGCCCGCCUGGAUACACCAUGCUGGACGGCGACAGCAUCAUGGAGGACUAUCACGGAUCCCCCAUUCACCUGCCAGAGUAUGAGCAAUUGGAGCGCAUGGACUCCCUUCGACUGGACAGUGACUCUACUCACUCUUCCAUCCGUGGUCGGUCUCGCCUGACAACCGAUGAUCUGACUGCGGAGCCGACGGUACCUGCAGCCAGCAAUCGAGCGCCGUCUGUCGAUUCUCAAAGCUCAAGACACACGUCACGCUGUCACUUCACCGUCGACUUUCCUUCAUCUAUCUUCUUUUCUUUUUCAACAAACCUGGACUCAACAGAUGUCCAUUCAAAGCCACGCCGCUUACGACGUUACGAUUUUUAA